Messenger RNA from Onthophagus taurus, 4085 nucleotides. RefSeq names its product PDZ domain-containing protein big bang (gene bbg). Lineage: Eukaryota; Metazoa; Arthropoda; Insecta; Coleoptera; Scarabaeidae. The record is from RefSeq and is a predicted model, not a curated record. Gene Ontology annotation, molecular function: protein binding.
CCGGAUCCGGAUUGAACAGCAGCACCUCUUCGGCCAGUGUUUACAAUAAUCGCCAACGUGCAGCGCUUUGCCGCGGUUCACCCGGACAGAAGCGGCCUCAUUCUUGAAAAAUGUCUUGACAAAAUACCACGCGGACUUACUAACAACGAAGAAAAAAUAAAAUGGAUCAGCCCUUAACAAUAAAUAAUGAAGAUUACGUCACGGUUGUUGCGGUGGGGUCUUCAAAACCCCCCGAGGAAAACACCCCAAAAGAUUACGUGACCGUUUUAAAAAUAGGAAACGAGGAUACUCAAAAUGAAGAUAUUCAAAAAGAUGACGAAAAUCAAGAUGUUCAAAAUGAAGAUGUCCAAAAAGAAACAACCGAAGAAGUGUUAGUAUAUCGAUUACCAGGUGAAAAGCUCGGUUUUGGUUUAAAAUUUGAAGGUGGAACAAAAUCGGCGGAAUUUGUAAAGCGCCUUUUUAUCCAAUCGUGCGCGUUAAAUAGCCCAGCUUCAAGAGUGCAAUGUUCUUGGGGGUUAUUGGUGGAAGGUGAUGAAAUUUUAGAAAUUGAUGCAGUGCCAGUAAACACGAUGACUCGAAUCGAUUGCGUUCGAUGUUUAAAAGAUUCGAACGUGGUCAUAAAAUUGCUGAUAAAACACCGAUUUGAAGAAUCACUAAAAGAAGAUUUACCUUUGGUUGUUAGCGCAGAAAAGAAAAGAACUCCACCUCCCCCUCCCCCAGUUCCACCGAGAAAAAUGAACAGAAAAUCGAAAGAAAAUUCGAUCGUUAUACCCCCAAAAGGAUUUGGGGAUAUUUCCGGGGAACCCCCCGUACCAUUAACGCGACAAAAUUGCAGCGAAAAUAAUUUCAAAAACAAACAAUCGCCUUAUAACAGUUUUAGAAAAUUGCGCCAAUCCCCGGAAGUGAACAAAAAACUAAGAAAGCUUUCCGAAGAUUCUUGCCCACCAGAUGCCGAAGUUUACACCGAUUUAUUUUCGCAAGAAUCCGCUUAUAGCUUAAGCGAAUCCGACGACACCGGAAGUUCUAUAUCGACCGUUGUUGAUCGAUUAGGAUCUUAUCCAGCCACAACAACAUCAAGUUUUUCCGGAAGUUUACCUUCAACGCCAACCCCGGUUCAAAAACAUAUCGACUUUUCAAACGAAAAUUAUUUAUUUAGCAAAUUAGUCGAAGAAAAUGUACCGAAAAGUGUCGAAACUCUCCAACCUCCCGCUAAUUUCCAAGACGCCCCAUUAAGUUACGGGAAUGAAGACGUUAAAAUUGAACAAAUCAAAAUAAUCGAAGAAAUUCCUUCACCCCCACCACGGUCUAAAAACGGAUUAAAAAAAGAUGAGGAACUCCCGAGAUUAGUCGAUUUCGUCCCGAAGACAUCGUCAAUUACAAAUUCCAUCGAAAUCGUUAAACAUUUCUUAGAAAACGAAAAAUGUUACAUCGUCAUGGACAACAACGAGAAUCAUAUCAACGAUAAUUGGUGCGAGGAGGAAUUUUAUUCUUUAGAAUGGAGUCCUUCAUCGAAAUUAGCAACUAUAGGGGAAGACGAAGAAGAAACGAUCCAAGAAGAAUGUGUAAACACCGAAAACCCAGUUGUUAUAAUAGAAAAUGCGGAUUCUUGUGCACCGGAUGAAAUCAGUGAAAAAUCCAAUCUCACGUAUCUCUAUGAUUACGAGGAAAACGAUUUGGAGCAAAUCAUGGAUGUACCGCCGAUUUAUUCGAGGCAACCACCAGAUGGGCACGAAUUCCCGGAUUAUCAAGAAGAUAAUAAGGAAGAACCUAUAGUAGAGCAAAUAUCUGAAAAGCCGCCGCCGAUAAAGCCGAGGGAAAUUUGGAAAUUGAAAUGCGAGCCUCCCAAAAAUAAUGUACGAGAUAAAAUCGCAAUGUUUUCAAACACACCAACGAAUUUAACGAAAAAAUAUAUUAGCACGGAUAAUAUAACGCUGAGUGAUAACCCCGAGAAAUAUAAAACACUAUCAAGAUCGGAAUUAACUCUAGAAAUAAAAGACGAUUCGAAACUAAAAGGCGAUUUUGAUUUAAAUUUAUCAAAAGAAGAGGAAGAACCCGUUUUUCGAAAAUUGUCGGGGAGAUCAAUGAGUCUUUGUGAUGUUUCGACGAAUAAACCCGAUAAAUGGUCGGCAAUGGUGGAACAAAGAAGAAAAUGUUUAUCGAGAUUAAAAGGUUUAGUAAUCCCAGAAAAUAUCCCUGAAAUCGAAGUGAACGUAAAACCUUUCGUGGACUUACCAGAAAUAAAAAGCGAAAUAACCGUGCCAAUUUUCCCCGAAAUCAAAAAAUCAGAAACCCCCAAACCAAAUUAUAGGCACACUUAUUCAUUUUCACCAAAAACGCCAUCAAAAGUGAUUCAAAAACAAAAAAGUCCUAGCAAAGAGAUUGAAUUAACGGUGAAUGUAAAUAAUCAAAACGACCCUCCGAAAUCGUUAGAAAGCAUAACAUCGCCAACCCGCUCCGAUUACAGCUUCGAAUACAUAUAUUCCCCAGAAAUCAAAUCAAAAUCGAACGGCUUUUUGGAAAAAUCAAAAAUAAUCAACGACGUCCACGAAGAUGAAAGCGAUAACGAUUCGGCGUUAAGUUCGAGCCAAUCGAGUUACAUAUCAAAAAAUUCCCCACCCGCCUCACCAACGGGACAAAUUUUAUCAAAAUCCGAUUCAAACUACGACAGCUUAAACCGCCGAUUAUUAAAAGCCCAAUCAGUUGAAGCAAUUAAUCGAAAAAAUAUUUUAGCAUCCGCAAGAUGCCGAAGUGGAAGAGACCUAAAAGUCGGGUCGCCAUUAAUUCAAAGAAAAUUCGAAGAAGAACACAAAAAUGAAAUAUUAAAAACCGAAAUUAAAACGCUAAAAAAAGAAAUCGAAAAAAUCGAUUCGAAAGAAAUUUUAACCCGAUCAACCUCCGAGACUACGCAUCGCGAAUUAAUUAAAUCCGAAACAGAAAUUGUUUUUAAUAAACAAAGAAGCUUGGUCGAUAUCGUCCCAAAAACGCGUUUUGUGAAAGCGGCGAGUGUUAACGAUUUAAGAAAAAAUUUUGAAAAGGAAUCCCCUAAAAAUUCGCCCACUUCAAAAAAAUCGCCCGAAAUUUCCCCCGAACCGAAACCCACUAAAAGGACGUCGAUACCACCCGAAAUUUCCCCCGAAAUUUAUCCCAAAAACGAUGAGGAAUCAUCACAGGAUAUCACUAAAAUAAAAUCCAUGGUUUUCGAUGAAUAUGGGAUAUCACCCGAAAUAGAUUUAAAAAUUAUUUGUUUAAAACCCGACGUUCUCGGUGGAAGUAUCGGAAUUACUUUAGCCGGUGGGGCUGAUUAUGAAACUAAAGAAAUUACGAUCCACAAAAUACGAACGGGAAGUCCAGCGAAUCGCGAUGGGCAACUUGAAAAAGGCGAUCGAAUUUUAUUUAUAAACGGAAAAUCUAUGAAAAAUCUUUCUCACGGCGAAUCGUUAAAAGUACUUAAAGAGAAGGUUCCCAAAGUUGUUAUAACCGCGUGUGCUUCAAAGGAUGUUCAAACUUCUUUAACACCUCGGCGACAAUCGGCUGUUAUGGAUCAAGUUUUGCCAAAGAUUGUCGACGAUAAAAAAAUUGAAGUUGAGGAAAAAAGUGUUGGGGAAAUAAUCGAAGUUACUAUACAAAAAGAUGGAGCGGGAUUAGGGUUUAGUAUACAAGGUGGACAAGAUUCUCCACAAGGAAAUGUGCCAUUGGUUGUUAAAAAGUUAUUUGUUGGUGGUGCAGCUGAAAAAUCUGGUAAGUUAAAAGCUGGUGAUGAAUUGUUGAGCAUAAACGGGGUGGAUUUAACGUGUUUGUCAAGAAUCGAUGCUUGGAACAUCAUGAAAAAACUACCGGAAGGUGAUAUCAUCAUCCGCGUUCAACGCUAAAUAUACAUAUGUAAUUUGUAAAUAUUCUUGCCUUAUAUAUACACAUAUUUAUAACUUAAACCCAUAUUCGAGAGCUUUAUAUUUUUCAUGUAAAAAAAAUUUUAUUCACACAAUCCGCUUCUGGUAAACUUCUGUGUAUCUUUUUAUACAUUCUUCUUUCAGUAUUUUUUAUUCUUUAUUGUUACGUGUUUAUAAUAAAUAUAUACAUGUUAUUUA